This is a messenger RNA of Lynx canadensis (Canada lynx), 851 nucleotides long. RefSeq names its product zinc finger protein 510-like. Lineage: Eukaryota; Metazoa; Chordata; Mammalia; Carnivora; Felidae. Gene Ontology annotation, biological process: regulation of DNA-templated transcription. Bases 91 to 516 code for a protein of 141 amino acids. The record is from RefSeq and is a predicted model, not a curated record. The transcript has 4 exons.
UUUGCGUCAGUGCUUUCCGCGGUCCGGUGGUCAGGUGGCGCGCUUGCCUGGGUUCCAACCUCAAACUCUUAGAAGCUGUAAAGAAAUUGGAUGUUAGUGGUGACUUGUCAGGUGACACCUAUUUUGUGGCAGAGCCAGGAGGAAAACACAGUGCAGUUCACUUUCUCACUGGCCUCCCAGCUGAGUCUGCACAGCCCUCUGCACUUUCCCAAGAGCAGCAGCAUGAACACAUCUCAGGUAUCAGUGUCAUUCAAGGACGUGACUGUGGAGGUCACCCAGGAGGAGUGGCACCAGAUGGACCCUGCUCAAAGAACCCUAUACAGAGAUGUGAUGCUGGAGAACUACAGCCACCUGGUCUCACUGGGUGAGCAGAACUUACCAUGUGAUUUCCUCAAGAAUGCAAUUCCGUUUUCUCCUUCCUUUUUAAUUUUUAAAUUGUAUUGGGGUAUAAUUAACAGAGUUAAAGUCAGUAGCUUUAAGUGUAUAAUUGUGAGUUUUAGAGAUGCCUGUAGGUGAUUACUACCACCAAAUAAUGAUAAAAUAUUGCUGUUACUCCAAAAAGUUUCAUUUUAGGUAUUUGUAGUCAUUUUUUCCUGAUCCCUCUCCCUGGCUCUGUCAACCAGUGAUCUACUUUCUAUCGCAAUAGUUUUUCCCUGUUAGAAUUUUAAAUACAUCAUAUAGUAUUUACUUUUUUCUUCUUUCAUGUAGAUUUUGGGAUUUAUGCAUGUUUUUGUACGUAUCAUUUUUUAUUCCUAACUAGUAUGCCUUUGCAUGCAUCUACCACAGUUUAUCUUCCAUGUAUAUCCCAGUUGAUAGAAUAGAGGUUUUUUCCUUUUGGGCUGUUAGGAAUA